UCAGGUUCUCACACACGUCCACUAUCAGAAUCGAGAACCUCGCCACAUCCAUUUUGCGGUUCUCCUAAAUCAUAGUGGACGUGUACGUGAGUGACGUCAUUUUGACCGUUCAAGCCCAGCAUGAAGAUCAACCUUUCCCUUUUAAAACACAGUUUUCAAUGACUUUUCACAAAAUUAAUGUACAUGUAAGUUGUACGAUGCAUUAUGUUUAUAAUUUGGAAUUGCUUUCUGACCUCCAAAAUUUAUAUCGAUAUAUAUCCUAACUCGAGUAAAAAGGAAUCAAAGUAAGUGAAAGGGCACGUGUGUACAAGUUGCACUUUCGCAUCACCCGACCGGGUCGCCAGGCGAUGGUACGCCAGAUCUUCCGGGAUGGGCAGCGUGUCAUGACCCGCUGGUUAUUGCGCUGUUUCACGUGGACGUACGUACACGUACAAGUCGAGUGAAAUCUAAAGUAUUCGCAAUUGUAGUGAACAAGGGCAGACAACGACAUUGACUCAAACGAUCAGACGACUGCUACGUCGUUCUUGUUCACUGCUCCUAAAACUCUCCAGUCAAUUUCCAAUUUUACCACUUAUGAAUUGAGAUCAUAUUUUUGAUAGGUUGCAAUUUUGGGGGUGGAUUAGAUAUCCUGGACUCUUUGUCUUUAUAUUUUAACAAGAUUUUUUCUUGUUUGUUUUGAUUGAGAAACUAAUGCCCAGUUUGGCAUUUUUCUCAAAGAACACUGUAGAUUAAUUUUACACUAAAAACUACACUGCUGAAUGUAUUGUUGUAGGUCAAUGAGGCCAUCCACUAUAUUGGGUGCUCUUUCGGAUGGUCUCUUUAUAGGCAAGCUGACUGAUCACAAAAAUUAUGCUUUCCUUUUUAUUUUGUAAUUGAAGGGUUUUGGACAUAGUAAGCUUUAUGGCCUACAAAGGUUACUUACCAUAAAUGUAAAUGUAAUAAUAGCAGAUCGUUGUCUUUGUGAGAUACUGCCAUGUUUACUAGCCCCUGAUUAGAAGUGGUAGCCUCUUCAACUGCUAGAAGGAAAUGAGUCAGUGAGUGGUGUGUAUGGGUGCAUGCACAGCAAUUCAUGAAAACAACAGAAGGAGGAAACUUGCAUUAUAUAUAUAUGUCUUACAGUAUGUUUUAGACGACUAUAGGGGUAAAGCUGUCAAUCUGCUGGCUGGAAAAAUAUGUAUGUACUGUUCAUCAGCCCUUAUGCAUUAUUCUUCAUGUAGUUGUUGUCGUUCAAGAAAGCAACUUUGCAGAGUCAUUUGUGUUCUUCUACAUGCCAUUCCUCAUAAGCCCUCAGGAUUUAGGAGAGUAUGAUAAUUAUUGUAAAAUCUAUUAGAACCACUGUCAAUUCAACCUAUUAGGGAAAUAUUGACUGGGAAAGAGGCACUUGAGGUGGGCACUUGAGGUGAUCCUGUUCAGCACCUUGGAUUUUUUAAGGCACCUAUAGGUACAAACUUUCAAUAGUUUAUUGUUCAUCAUGUAUGUAAACUGACUGAAGAGCAAGGAUGUCAUCAGGCCGAGUGACAUGCACAAAGUCUAUGGGAGAAAGUUUUCUCCUACGGCCUCUUGACUCGGAAGUAAUACCUCGACUACAUCCCUGCAGAGGAGUGUUACAUGUGAAUAUGAAAUUCAAUGAAUUAAUAAGAUCUCUCUUUCCUUUUCACCUUUGUCACAGAGCCAGCCUCCAAGAAGAUGGACAUCCCGGAUUGUGCUGUCUGUCUCCAACCUUGCGUGCAUCCGGUUGAACUGCCCUGCAGUCACGUCUUCUGUUUUCUCUGCAUGAAGGGGGCCUCUACACAGUAUAGGAGGUGCGCUCUCUGUAGGCAAGAGAUCCCUGUGGACUUCUUUAUGAGUCCAAAGCUUCUGCUUAAUCAGGACGAUGAUGAGGAAGUUGAAGAUGAAGUUGAGGAGUGCUAUACAUGGUUCUAUGAAGGUAGGAACGGAUGGUGGCAGUACGAUGAAAGAACAGAUGCAGAGCUAGAAGAGAGCUAUCGUGCCAAUAAGAGGACAUUUGAGCUCUUGAUCGCAGGGUAUGUGUAUGUCAUUGACUUAGAUAGCAUGCUACAGUAUAGGAGAUCAGAUCCCUCUCGCAGGAGACGCAUCAAACGCGACCUGGUGAGCGCUGCCAAGAAGGGCAUCGCAGGGUUGAAGAUUAAGGUUAAGCGGGAUGAGGAUUCGGCAGAUAGGCGUGUUGUAGGAGCGGAAGAAGACAAGGAGAACGGGGGUGCAGUAGGUGGUGCAACUGCUCCCCCGGAAGACAAUGGUACGGUCAAGGAUAAGGAUGAGUGUCCACAGGAUAGGACUGUUCCAUGUGAGAAGGAAGGGGUUGAAAGUGAUGAAAGUAUUCAGGGGAAGAGGGCAGUGAGCCCCAAUGCCAAUCACAGCAACUCUGCUGGCAAUGAGACUGUUUAUGAGGUAGUGCGGAAUGCUUCACCCCCUACAAGUAGGACAGGAGAGGAGUCGUCUCCUACAUUCAGGUACACCAACCCUUCCCCUAGUAGCAAUACUCCUCCUCCAACCUAUGCCAAACCGAUCCGUCAAAGAAGGAGACAGGCCAACGACCCUUCGCCAUCAGGUGCAAGUUCACAGACAGUAGCUGAUGCCCAAGGAGAUUCCUCUCUUGCCCAACAGCUGACGAUAAACCACCAGCGAACCCACUCUGCCCCAGAGUCACGCCCCUCCAGCCGCCCAAGGGGCCCCGCGCCUCAGGCCCCACCCAGAGACCAAAGUAGCUAUCAAGCUACCAGUGCUACUGCGCAAAGAACAGAUUCCAAUGUGGAGAGGGUCACUGAAACGUUACGUUCUGAAUUAGUUAUAAACGUUGGAUCGAAUGUGGACACCACCAGCUCAGGGGCAAGACGGCGACAGGUUCGCAGACAUGUGCAUGAAGUAUGAGAUGAUCAGGAACAGGAGUUCUGAACUGGAGCUGUAUAUUGUGAGUGUACACAUAGAUGUAGAUGAAGAUCGCACAUGAAACUGGAUGCAGGUGUAUCUUAUUGACUACUUUAUGUACUGUACAUGACAUGUACUAGCUACAUGUACUUCAAGCCUUCCCAGUGCUUGUCACUAUCAGAUGUGCCUAAAUAUUGAUUCCCUUGUACUGUUAAAAGGAUAUCUUAGAACUAGAUAUUUUUCCAUUUUUUCAGUUGCUUUACUCUAUUAUUUCCUGGGAUUUGUAUAGCCUACAGUGUUUUCCUGUUGCUGUUGUUGAUACAUAGCAUGCAUCUUUUUAGCAUGAUCUGACCAAUGUGGUGAUGUGUUACAUAGAUACAACUGAAAAAUACAUCCAAAUGAAACAACCCCAGGGCCCCGUAACACAAAGUUUAGUGAUUAAUCGCUAAAUGAAAUGGCCUAUCAAGGUCAAUCUUGCAUGCGCAUAUUGCUCAGUGGACUGUCUAGGAACCAAUCAGAAUUGGUCUUUCAAAUUCAAUUUGUCUAUAAACCCUUUAUAUGUUAUGGAACCGAUGUCACACUUUUAAUACAGUGAGAGUUGGGUAGUAAAAGUCAAACAAUCCUCUCUUUAUACAGUAUGUAUGUCUGAGACUAACGAAUGGGUAAUAUUUUAUCAAAAUGACACUAUAAGUACUCCUUUAUAGGCCUAUACUUAGAGUGACAACAUAACAUGUAUUACAUUGUAGGAAUGGAUCAAGAAUUCCAGAAUGGGGGGGGCGGGGGUGGCACAUAAAAUUCGCUCUCAAUAUUACCAACCUGCUUUUCAUUAAAAAAAGUAAUAGCGAGCAAAAGGCAAAAAGGGGGCGCUCAGGAACCUAUGUUUGUGACUUUGUGUACUACAAAUUUGGUAUGGGGAGGGAGGGGAUUAGGGAUCUGCGCCUACAGUGUACAUGUAGAUCACUUUUAUUGUUUGGUUUAUUAAGUGCUUGCCUUACAUGUAUAUUAUAACGUAAUAGAAUGUUUGAGUUGUCAUAUUUCCAAACAAACAUGCAAAGUAUGAUUUAGAGAAAGUAGGGUGAUGAUAAAUGCUCAUAUAAUUACAUGUACCACCCCUGUCAAUUUCAAAGAGAAAGAGAAAAAAGAAGUUACCAAGCUGAAGUCCAAGCAGAUUGAUGCGGAUGUUACUCAUAGAUGAACAUUUUGAUACAUCCAUAACUAUAUUAUUGUCAUGUACCAGUUGCACCCAUUUUGUAAAUAUUAUCUAUUGUUUAUUGUUGUUGUAUGUGGCAAGGGUGUUAAUUGCAUCUUUCCUAUGUUUUCUUUGUUCUUCCUUUGUUUUCAAUGAAAUGUGAACUGUUUAAACUGUAUUCCCAUACAAUCAGUUGUUAGGCCUAUGUACUGUACAUGUACAAAUUAUUCAAAGGUCAAGUCCACCCCAGUAAAAUGUUGAUUUGAAUAAAUAGGGAAAAAUCAAACAAACAUAAUGCUCAAAAUUUCAUCAAAAUCGGAUGUAAAUAAAAAAGUUAUGGCAUUUUUAAGUUUCUCUUAUUUUUCACGAAACAGUGAUAUGCACAACUCAGCGACAUGCAAAUGGGUCAGUUGAUGAUGUCCAUUACUCACUAUUUCUUUUGUUUUUUAUUGUUUGAAUUAUACAAUAUUUCAUUUUUUACAUAUUUGAUAAUAAGGACCACCUUGACUGAACCAUAUAGUAUUAAACAAUGCUAAUUCCACAUGUUCAGGGAGGAAUUAAUAGUUGUUUCCCUUGACAAUAUAGAGAAAAUUAGAAUAUUUCAUAUUAUACAUAAUAAAAUACAAAAGAUAUAGUGAGUGAAUGACAUCAUCAGUCUCCUCAUUUGCAUACCGACCAGGAUGUGCAUAUAACUGUUUUGUGAAAUUAAGCGAAACUUUAAAAUAUCAUAACUUUCUUAUUUUACAUCCGAUUUUGAUGACAUUUUCAGUGUUAUGUUUGUUGGAUUUUUCUCUUUUUAUUCAAGUCAACUUUUUGUUUGGGUGGACUUGCCCUUUAAAACCCAAAUGAGCUCUCUAUUCAAUGCUCAUUCUCAAAAGACUAACUUUGUUACUCUUUAUACUUUUUGUAGGAGGUUAAAUUCAAGAUGUAUAUCAAAUACAAAUAGUGACAAAAUGCUAGUUCUGGGGGCGUUUCAUCACCACUUUUCAUCCAAUAAGUUGUCGGAUCUGACAACUCACAUGUACCUUUAUUCUAAUUGGCUAAGAAACACGGUGACCAUGGUAACUGUUGGAUAAAAUGGGACUUGUCGGAUAAAACUACCGACAACUCCUUUCAUGAAACGCUCCUAUGAUAUCGUAUGUUUGAUACGAUUGGAUUUACAAAAAAUUUAUGGGAUCAAUACACUUUCAUAUAAUGUGAUGCAUUGCUAUUACUUUUCUUAGUUGUAACUUGGACCUACUACUGUCAGAGUAGUACAGUAGGUCCAUAGUUCUAAGUACAAGAUUUUCAUUUCAUUUCCUUGAUCAUUUCCUGGAUCAGUGGAAGCGCCGUGGUGUAGCGGUUCUGACUCUCGCCUUGUAAUUAGAGGGUCGUGUGUUCGAAUCCCACCAUGGCCUAGCGUCCUUUGGCAAGGCGUCAAUCCACAAUUUGCCACUCUCCACCCAGGUGUUAAAUGGGUACCCGGUAGGAUGCGAAAGCCUAUGUAGUAUGCCUAGCAAUUGAGUCUUGGAACUCUUGUUGCAAUGCUCCCCAGGGAGUGGAGAAGGUGCAUACAUUGUAUGCGGGCAUGCAAGGAUCUGAUGACCGGGGUAAUAAUAUAUCUGUAAAGCGCUUAGAGACGUCGCUCCGAUGUGUUAAGCGCUAUAUAAAUGCGGAAUAUUAUUAUUAUUAUUUUGUCUGAGGCUAAUAUGCUUGGUAGGGUCAGCACCUUGCUUAUGAAAUAUUUCCUUGUAUGUAUUAACAUAUUUGUUGUGCUGAAGUUGAUACAUGUAUGUGUAUUUUGUUACUUUAUAUGUAUUCAAACAUGUUGGUGUUUCAUUGUAGUACGUACUCUGUAAUUAGUGUUCAGUUGCUCGUGAACCUACAGUAAUUGGUUUGGCUGAGAGUCCAAUUUAUUCACGUAAAAGGGUGAAUUUCUAGGUAGUCUUUCAAUCGUAACGGCACUUUGCCACAUAUAUGUACAUUCUAUCAGGCAAUAUAGUGAUGAUUUGUUAGAAUUCUGUAGUAUUCAUUAUUAUGAACUGAUGAAACGUACAUGGCCAUGUGUAAUGAACUCGCCGCUUAAAAAGGUGAUGGUGUUACGCUUUUUCUAAUUUGUUCAGUUUAGCAUGUCUUGGUCAAACAGGGAGAUACAUGUAUUGUCAUGAAAUUCGUGUCAUUUUAAUUUUGAAGCAAAAUAUAUACUAAAUAGGUUCAUUAUUGCGAACUGAAAUAAUCGCUAUUCAUAUGUAUACUCUUUCACAUCUGUAAAAAUGAGCACAAUAGUAUGUGAAUUCACUACCCCACAAUUAUUUUAAUGAAAACGGCAAGGAUGGGGGGGGGGGGUGGAAGUGUAAGGGAGUACAUGUAAAGCAACUGAGAUUGUCAUGGGGGCGCUUUUUCAAUAUCUAAAGUGAUUUUGAAGGAUUUUAUUCAUACUUUUUGUAAAUUUUGUGAAAAUUUCAGUAAAUCAAUGUAAGUUUUCAAAAUUUCAGGGGGAGGGGGGGGGGGGGACAACUGCCCCUGCCCCCUUGCUGUGUACAGCCAUAUCAAGGUACAGAAGGUGUUCCAUGAAACACCCUCAUCUCUGCCCAUUCGGUAUAAAUGAGUAAGAGCAAAAUGAUAGUUUCAUCAGGUUUAUGGUCUUCAUGUAUAUGAUGAAUAUCUUUGAUGUAAAAAAUAGAUUGAUGUUUCUUAGAUAUAAAUUACAUGUAUGAAUAUGAAUAUGAAAAUUUUCUGAGAAUGGGGGAUUGUCACAGAUGCAUGUAGUUCGUGUACACUGCAUUAAAUAAAUUAUAUCGGCCCUCUUGCCUGGCCAUUUAAAUUGAUUCUCUAUGAAUUAUUAUAUCAGGAAAUGCACUCUAGUUUAAUUAUUUAUGAAAAUUGAAAAUUCUUGAAUAUAAUAAAUGUUAUUUUACUAGUGGAAAAUCAUGAUUGUGUAAUGUGUCAAUAUGGAAAGUAUAUCAGAGUUCUUUAAUAACUUUUUUUUCAUUGUGGUAUGAAAUGUACAAACAUAUGAACCUGUUUUUAAACAAUUUCUGAACGAUGAAAUGUAAUUUUUCACUAUCCAUAUUAAAGUGAAAUACAUGUCUUUUGAAUGUACAGUAGGUAAAUAUGAGUAUUUAAUAAUGUUUAAUAAAGUGAUGUGAGUUUGGAUAAAAAGAAA
Lytechinus pictus (painted urchin) is the source of this 7220-nucleotide messenger RNA. RefSeq names its product E3 ubiquitin-protein ligase rnf146-like. Gene Ontology annotation, cellular component: cytoplasm; nucleus. The transcript has a single exon. Gene Ontology annotation, molecular function: poly-ADP-D-ribose binding; ubiquitin protein ligase activity; zinc ion binding. Gene Ontology annotation, biological process: Wnt signaling pathway; ubiquitin-dependent protein catabolic process. Lineage: Eukaryota; Metazoa; Echinodermata; Echinoidea; Temnopleuroida; Toxopneustidae. The record is from RefSeq and is a predicted model, not a curated record. Bases 1687 to 2889 code for a protein of 400 amino acids.